AGGCCCAUGCUCAAUCCACUGAGCUAUACCAGCCAGGGCUAAAAAAAAAAAAAUUUUUAAAGUAGCUUAGAAUGGCUUUGGAUGGUCUUUAAGUGACAACCACCCUGUCUCUAAAGCCAGAAACCUGGGCCUCUUUCUCAAUUACUACUACCCCCAGAUCAAUGCCACCAAGCCCUUUCUGCUUAUUUCCUGAAUAUAUUCCAAAUGCCUGCCCUCCAUGGUUGUCUUGUUCAGGUCCAUCCUCCCACCUAAAUUACUGUGACAGCCACUGUGCUAGUCUCUUUGUCAUAUCCCCCCUUGGAUCUAUUCCCACACUGCUGCUGCAAGAAUGAACACACGCGCACACACAAGGAGUCUUUUUUCCUGCAACAAUGGGUCUCAACUCUUCAUGUGUAUUAGAUUCAGCUAUCAGUUUAUGAAAAACAGAUACCUGGGUACUACUAAAUCAGGAUCUUGGGGGCGUGUGUGACUGGGCAGGAUUUUUUUUUUAACAAGCUCUGGUUUUGAUGCAUACCAAAACUGGACCAUGAGUUCAUGAGAUAAAGUAAAAAAAGCUGGCAUGUGAGGUCUCUCAGGCCUGGAUCUUAAUGAUUUCUUUAGGUACAUUCCCCUUCUGGAAUCCUAUCUUGUAUUCAAAUUGAAAUUCUUAAAAAAUUUUUUAAUUGAUUUUAGAGAGAGAGGAAGGGAGAGAGAGAGAAGCAUUAAUUUGUUGCUCCACUUAUUUAUGCAUUCAUUGGUUGAUUCUUGUAUGUAUUCUAAUGGGAGAUCAAACCUGCAACCUUGGCAUAUUGGGGCUAUACUCUAACCAACUGAGCUAAAUGGCCAGGCUCAAACUGAAAUUCUAAAUGUCACCCUGGCAGGCAUGGCUCAGUUGGUUGGAGCAUUAUCCUAUAACCUAAAGGUCGCCAGUUUGAUUCCCAGUCAGGGCAUAUGCCCAGCUUGCCGGUCCCAUCCCUAGUUGGGCUGCAUGCUGGAGGCAGCUAGUAAGUGUUUCUCACAGUGAUGAUCCUCUCCCUUUCCCUCUCUCUGGAAUAAGAUAAACCUUUAAAAAAUUUCUGAACAUGUUCUCUCAAGCCUGCAAGCCUCGUGUAGUUCCCUUUGCUUAGACUGCCCUAUCUACAGUUCCCACUUAACCUGCCUGGAGACCUCUUUUGAACAGUGCAAGUUCCACCUCUUCUGUAAAGCCUUCCCUUACAUCUUUCCAGGCUUUAUAGCACUUCAUCUCACUACUGUUAUUUCUUAUGUGUCAGUCUCCCUUGUUAAUUGCUAACUCCUUACAUUAAUUUAUCCAUCUUGGUGUCCUCAGGGCCUAGCAAUGCUUUUGUACAUAGUAAGCAGUCUAACACACGUUACUUGAAAGAACUGGUUUACUUCCCCCCUUGCCCCAUACUCCACCCCCCACCCCCCUUAUGUGAUGGGAACAGAGGUGCCACCAAGCUACCUAUCCAGGGGCCAGCUGUGAAGCAGAAGGUGGGCAGGGCUGGGUGGGCCUCCUUAACACAGUGUGCCCUGGACAACUGCUCAUCUUGAGAGAUUAAGGGUGUAGAUCUGCCUCCAACAGGACUUGGAGCUGUCCUGCCAGCUGGGUCAGGCUGUCAAUAAACAGGAAUUUACCAGUAGCCUAUGGCAUGAUCUGUUGUUGGAGUUUUCAUUUUAUUUUGGAGGAUGGACAGUAUAAGACAUCUGAUUCUUCCUUUGUUUUUUCCUCUGCAUGCACCCUCCCCAUCCACCCCCCAUUCUUAAAUCCAGACACCCCUUCUAUGACCACAACCUCUUGUUCUGUCAUUCCCACCAAAUUUGGUCUUGCAUUUCACUGAGACCUACAACCCCUCCCCCGGCCCCUUUGGUUUUUUUUUUUCACCUUGUUUUAACCCAUUCAGUUUAGAUUCUGCAUUCCAUCAUUUCAGCCACAUUCUUGCCUGUGUCCUUGAAGACUCCAUUCCUUCAUUGCAGCUGCCAAGUGAAACCUUAAUCCUGCAUUAUUCAUCUAUAAUGUGCAAGCACCUAUAUCCAGGAUGUUAAAAGGAUCUUAACACUGAUGUGUUAAGAUCAUGUGUCUGUAAAUUGUGCUCUCUAACCUCAGUUGGGUCCUCAGUGCUGCCCAGUGAUCCUGCUCAUUUUCCAAAAUCAGCUCUCUUCUACUCUCCACAACCCAUUUUCAAACUCCUCACUUCAUCUCCUUGUCAGCUGAUCUCCCUCACAGCUUAAUGAGGGGUGCAACAAGAAAAGCAAUUAUAGUCACUACGGUAGGUGUUGUGACAGAGGAAGUAUUGGGGUAGGAGCAUCUAGGAGGCAGGAACAUCUAAUUUGGGCUUGAGCAAGCUUCCUUAAAACAGUUCAUCAGUUAAGUCCUGAAGGGAGAGCAGGAGUUUGCCAGACAGAGGGAACAAUAAAGGAAAAGCAAUUCUGUUUGGUUGGAGCAUUGCAUAUAUGUUAGAAGGAAAAACUGGAGAGGUAAGCAGGGUCAAGUCUUGAAGACACAAAAGUAUUUGGACUUGAUCCUGAGAUUAAUGGAGCAUGUUAAAUUGUUUUAAAUGGGAAUAAAAUCAUAUUUAUGGCUUGGACUUAAGGAUGAAGUACAGAGUUUAGGGUCAUGGAGGGCAAGAUAAGAGCGCAUUUCACCAGCCUGUCUGGGUAGCUAAGUUGGUCAGAGCAUUGUCCCAAUAUGCCAAGGAUGUGGGUUUGAUCCCUGGUCAGGGCACAAAUGAGAAUCAACCAAUGAAAGCAUAAAUAAGUGGAACAACAAAUCAAUGUUUCUUUCUUCCUUAAAAAACCCACUGAAUAAAAAUUUUUAAAAAGAAUGUAUUUCAAGGUUAAGAGGUGGAGUCUACAUCUACACCCCUUCAGUACAUGAUCUUUGUAACCUUGUAAUUGUCUUUAUUUAUAUAAAAGUAUGGAAGUGAUACUUUGUGACUUUGGAGCCUGGCUUCAAUUGGAAAUGCAACUUGUGACUUUUUUUCCUCUUGAAAUUCAGUGCCACUAUGUGAGGGAACUGAGGCCAGUCUGCUGGUUAGUGAGACCAUAUGCAGCAGAAAUAAACCAUCCCAGCUGAGAUGAGACCACCUGAUGAACCAUUCAACUGAGUCUAGCUCAAUUUGCCAAAAAGUUAUUCUAAGCCAAAAAAGAAAAAAGUAUGAAUUUUAAAGUUAGACUCCUCAGAACAUGCUUCUACAAUACCUUGUGAUUCUCUUUAUUCUCACACAUGUGUUUCUCAUGCUGGAUUAUAAAAUCUAGGAGCACAGGGUCUACUGGCCUUAUUACUUAUCCCAGUAUUCAUCACACUGCCUGACACAUAGUAGGUACUCAAUAAACAGGAAUGGUUGUAGGGACCAGAUCUAUGGAGGGAUUCUCACCAGAUUGCAAAAGGUGCCUCCAGGAAUGACUUCCAAACUCACUUCAUUCUCAAGCCUUGUGGCCAGUGGUGGACAGAAGGUGAAUUGUGAUGCGUGCGGAACAUGGGGCCUUGGGAAUUCCGUAACCAAGAGGAGAAAGACGUAACAACAGCUACCGGAGACAAAGAAUUGCUUCUCCCUUUUCUCCCCUCCAAGUUCCUAGUGAAGAGCAGAACCCAUCAUCCCAGACUUGUGUGACUACACAGGCAAGCAUUUCGAGACUAACUUCACUUUGGUACCCUGGCCCUCAGUGACUCAAGGUGUUGGCUUUCUGAGUAGACAGGAGGCUUUUAAGUAGCAAAGCUCCCUGCUGUCAGCAAGCCCAGCACCAUGGGGAAGGGAGACACCCAGGAGGCAGCUCCACCCACCUCAGCCCACCGCUCUGUCAUGGAGGAGUAUGGUUAUGAGGUGGGUAAGGCCGUUGGCAAUGGCUCCUAUGGGACAGUAUAUGAGGCUUACUACACAAAGCAGAAGGUCAUGGUGGCUGUCAAGAUCAUCUCAAAGAAGAAGGCCUCUGAAGACUAUCUGAACAAGUUCCUGCCCCGUGAGAUACAGGUAAUGAAAGUCCUGCGGCACAAGUACCUCAUCAACUUCUAUCAGGCCAUUGAGACCACAUCCCGGGUGUACAUAAUUCUGGAGCUGGCUCAGGGUGGCGAUGUCCUUGAAUGGAUCCAGCGCUACGGGGCCUGCUCUGAGCCCCUUGCUGGCAAGUGGUUCUCCCAGAUGACUCUGGGUAUUGCCUACCUGCACAGCAAGGGCAUCGUGCACCGCCUUUCUGCUGCUGGUAGGGACUUAAAGUUGGAGAACCUAUUGCUGGACAAGCGGGAGAAUGUGAAGAUAUCGGACUUUGGUUUCGCCAAGAUGGUGCCUUCUAACCAGGCUGUGCGUACUAGCCCUUCUUACGGACAAAUGAACUGCUUUAACCACCUCAGCCAGACCUACUGUGGCAGCUUUGCUUAUGCGUGCCCAGAGAUCUUGUUAGGCUUGCCUUACAACCCUUUUCUGUCUGACACCUGGAGCAUGGGCGUCAUCCUCUACACUCUAGUGGUUGCCCGUCUGCCUUUUGAUGACACCAAUCUCAAGAAGCUGCUGAAAGAGACUCAGAAGGAGGUCACUUUUCCAGCUAACUUGUCCAUCUCCCAGGAGUGCAAGAACCUGGUCCUCCAGAUACUACGCCAAGCCACCAAGCGUGCCACCAUCCUGGACAUCAUCAAGGAUCCCUGGGUGCUCAAGUUCCAGCCUGAGCAACCCACCCAUGAGAUCAGGCUGCUUGAGGCCAUGUGCAAGUCGCCUAGCGUGGCAAACCGUCACCAAUCCAUGGAAAUCAGUACCUGAAAGUGGCUGAGAGGCAGGGGUUUGAGAGAAGAGCAAAGCAGGAGGCGUCGGGCUAAAAAUCUUUUAUACCAAAAAUAAAUCUAAGUCUGAUUUAGUUUCA
Molecule: messenger RNA, 4827 nt
Organism: Phyllostomus discolor (pale spear-nosed bat)
Lineage: Eukaryota; Metazoa; Chordata; Mammalia; Chiroptera; Phyllostomidae
Gene: TSSK4
Product: testis specific serine kinase 4
Exons: 4
Coding region: 3723-4727 (334 amino acids)
Biological process (GO): microtubule cytoskeleton organization; protein phosphorylation; intracellular signal transduction
Cellular component (GO): cytoplasm
Molecular function (GO): tau-protein kinase activity; ATP binding; protein serine/threonine kinase activity
Source: RefSeq, a predicted model, not a curated record